AUGGAUUUAUGGGAGGCUUUGGAAAAUCAGGCUAUAAUAAAUCAAAGGCCAUGGUUGAUUGGUGGGGACUUUAAUGUCAUCACUUCUGAAGAGGAAAAGUAUGGUGGAUUACCAGUAACUGUGAAUGAAGUACAAGGUUUCAAUGCUUGUAUUCAUAACUGUUCUGUAGUUGACUUGGGCUUUAAAGGAGGCAAAUAUACUUGGUGGAAUGGGCAAAGUGGAAAUGACUAUAUUUUUAAAAGGUUAGACAGAUUAUUCCGUAACCAAGCUCUACAAAAUAAGUAUGCUGGACUGGAAGCUGACUUCAUGGUAAACCCAUUCAAUUUGUUUCAUCACAAGUUAAAGAAGGUGAAAAAUGCAUUGGCAAAUUGGAGCAAGAUCACCUUUGGGAACAUUUUCCUGGAGAUUGAGACUUUAGAAAAGAUAUCUUCAUUUAGAAGAGGAAUUUUAGAAGCAGAAGGCAGGGAUGAAUUGGUUUAA
Lycium barbarum (goji berry) is the source of this 480-nucleotide messenger RNA. RefSeq lists its product as uncharacterized. The record is from RefSeq and is a predicted model, not a curated record. Bases 1 to 480 code for a protein of 159 amino acids. Lineage: Eukaryota; Viridiplantae; Streptophyta; Magnoliopsida; Solanales; Solanaceae. The transcript is spliced from 3 exons.